UGGCUUGAAAACCUCGUUGGUUGUUCGAAGUCUUGAAACCUAGAAAGAGAAGAUAUCUCUCUCUGAAUCACCCUCUUCCGCUCUUCCUCUUUCCCGCUCAAAUCCUCAAGUUCGCGACUUUGCAAUGCCACGUGGAACAGCUGACCUGCGUUCCGGAGGGAAGAUGCCCAAGAGAAGGCGUACCGUACUUUCUAGAACUCCAUACGAUCGCCCGGUGCCUGUAUCUCCUCCUUCUCCUCCUCCUUCUGAAAGCCCUAAUUGGUUGGGUAGAGUGGUUGCUCCGGCUACCCGUCUCAUUUCCGGCGCUACCAAAGUUUUGUCGUCGGUGUUGAAUCUUGACGAGUCUUCGUCGGAGUCUUCGUCUUCCUUCUCGUCUUCUGAUAGCGAAGCUUCCUUGGCAGAUGAUAUUCAUAAUGAAGCAGAUGAAUAUAUUCUUCCUGAUGGGGUCGAUGGAUUUAAUAAGGGUGCAACUUCGUCUGGAAUGCAGACGUGUAAUAGGGAGGCUCAGAAAACUGUAGAGAGGAGGAAUAGAAAGAGCCUCAUAGAGCAGCUCCUUAUGGAGGAAACAUUUUCAAGGGAAGAAUGUGAUAGGUUGAUAAGCAUUAUUAAUUCAAGGGCUAUGGAUGAAACCUUGCAGAAAGGACAUGGUGACAUACUAGGCAAAGCUGUUGAUUAUGGUAGUCCAGAGCUCUGCAAUAAGGCUAUCCUGGAAGCCAAGAAAUGGUUAAAGGAUAAAAAGGUUGAUGAAGAUUCAGCUGCAUCACCAGUGGAUAUGGCCAAGUCAUAUAUGCAAGCCCGUCCUCCAUGGUCAUCUCCUUCUGCAAUUUCUAAUGAAGUGAAAACAUCAUUUGAUGUAGGGCUAGAGUUUUUGAAGGAAUCAACAACACCUGCAUUUGAUUCGGGUUUCUCAACAAAGAAAAGAGAUCUUCGUUCCGGCGGGUCAUGGAAUAUCCAUGAAGAAUUAAGAAGAGUGCGCACAAAGGCAACUGAGGACAUGCUAAAAUCCGUUUCAUCGCCAAAAGCAGCAUACCUGUCUUUAUUUUCCCCAGAACCUUCUAGCGCACAAGGCUCUAGGCUGGCCGACAAAAUUAUUAAAAGGGAUGAACUCAGGAAACCGCAGUUCUCAAGCCCUCUAGCUGAAGUUGCACCGGCUGUCCAUGCACCUGAAGGCAAUCAGGAUUUGAAAACCAUUCUGGCUCUUGAAGCAGUAGAAGAUGUUGUUGUUACUAAUGGCUUCCAAAGCCAGGAAAGUUUGCCCGAGGACCAUGUAGAAAACGUAACCAAUGAUGAGAAAAAGGACGAAAUAGUUGACAUAAAGGAAACCUCUUGCCAAAUUCUAAGAGAGACGGACGUGGAAAUCCCCUUCAACGAAAUAGACCGUGGUGAUCUUGGUUCACAGAACAGUGCUAGCAUGAAUGUGGAUGAGGAAACUUCCAAAGGAGGUGUUAGCGAAAAUGUGAACUUGAACGAGGCUCUGACGAAGAAGAGACCGGGAAGAAACACUAGGAGAGGAGGUGGUGGAGGAGGGGGCAGAGGAAGAGGUAAGUAAGUUAUUGGACUUUUAUUUUGUGUUGUUAGCAGUAGAGGAGCAGUAGCAGAGAUGUGAUUGUGACUACUACUACUAGUAUGAAUUAAUUUAUGUGUUUGUUGGUGUAUCAAAAGUAUUUUAAUGAAAAAAGACUUGGGUUAAAAUUUGAUGACAGACUCUAGUUAGUAAAUAAUUUGGGUUAGGACUGAGAGAUGAUUAAUUCCUGGCAGAGAUCUUGGCUAGCUGGCUUUCAUGUUUUUUUUGACUGAACAGCAGCAGGCCUUCUUUGUCUUUAGUACCACUUUUACUGCUUUUGUGUUCUAGAGGAUAUUAAACUGAUAAUCUCUUUGUUAA
Molecule: messenger RNA, 1882 nt
Organism: Impatiens glandulifera
Lineage: Eukaryota; Viridiplantae; Streptophyta; Magnoliopsida; Ericales; Balsaminaceae
Product: protein KAKU4
Exons: 9
Coding region: 125-1549 (474 amino acids)
Biological process (GO): nuclear membrane organization
Cellular component (GO): nuclear envelope
Source: RefSeq, a predicted model, not a curated record